This is a messenger RNA of Strongylocentrotus purpuratus (purple sea urchin), 966 nucleotides long. RefSeq names its product ankyrin repeat domain-containing protein 49-like. The record is from RefSeq and is a predicted model, not a curated record. Bases 198 to 863 code for a protein of 221 amino acids. Gene Ontology annotation, molecular function: protein binding. The transcript has 6 exons. Lineage: Eukaryota; Metazoa; Echinodermata; Echinoidea; Camarodonta; Strongylocentrotidae.
AUAAAGGCUGAAGAGUUCAGACCUGAAUGAAUAAUAGCAAAAUUAGACUUCCGUGACAUAAAUUGAAAAAUAUACUAAGUCCAAUCUAAUUUCAUUAAUUUAUUGAAAUCAAUCUGAUAUAUAAGAAUUAUCCUCAAACAACCAAAUACACAAACUAAAUCAAAACAAAAUGGAAAAAAUGUACAUGUCAGUUAGGAAUGAAGACUAGUCGAUUAAUUAAAAUGGCAGCGUCCUGUGACCUGGCAACAGCAGCAGCUAGUGGCGAUUUGAACCUUGUGAAGAGAUUGGUGAAUGAAGGUGCAGACGUAAAUCGCAAGUCACAAGAUGGAUUCACGCCGCUCUGCAAUGCAGCCUUCUGGGGGUACAGUCAUAUAGCAGAGUAUCUCAUACAACACAGAGCUGAUGUCAACUUGAGCAACGGAGGUACGCUGUGGACCCCUUGUCACUGUGCCGCUUUCCAGGGACAUGGCAAAGUUUUAAUGAAACUCCUGGAGGCCAAGCCUAACCUUAGCUUACAAGACAAUAGGGGAAGAACAGCCGCUGAUUUUGCUUCAGCGAUGGAGGCCAUUUGGCCCUUUUUUGCGACAGAAGGAUGCAAGAGAACAUCGAAGUCUGAACUGGUCAGACUAGACAUUGUCAAAAAGGUAAAGGAUUAUGACCCGGCCACGCCUUCAUCAGACUACGCCCAUUUCUCGAGACCCGGAUCAGCUUACGUCAUGAAGUCACAACCCAUGAGAGGGGAUGCAAAUAUAGACUACAAGAGGAAAAUGGCUGAGGGUGGAGACGUGCUUUCCAUUGAGGAAGAAGGCCAGGAAACAUCAUCAAACAACUCAAACCCUUCAUUCAAUAUCUGGAGAAGAUGAUAGCCAUUAUGCUCCAUAGUUCCUGUCUUUCUGGGGGUGUUUCACAAAGAUCCUAAGUUGAACUUAUCUCUAAAUUGGACUUAACAAUUAUGGAAAGCCAUUA